AUGAUAAGUAACUUUCUGGCUGAAGAUUCAUCUGAAAUUCCUGCUGAUUUAAGAGAAACAUCAACAGUAAAAUAUCCAAGUGACGUCUUAUUUUGGGGUGCUAUUUUCACAAAAGGUUUAAUACCUCAAGAUGGUCAUCUUAUUUUUACUAAAUGGUUACACAAUCAACGUCAAAGAAUAUGUAUGAUUGAUAAAUUUUCUGAAGAACAACAAGUUAUCUUGAGUGAAAUAAAUAAAAUAUCAAAGUUUGUUUCUGCUGAACGUGCAUUUUUUAAUGCUCAACUAAAUUCAGUAGAGCAAACAUAUACAUAUAUUUAUGAUGAUUCAAAUUGCAAAAUUGAUUUACCAAAUAUUUCAUGUGAAGAUGUGAUGGUAUUAUCAUUGUUAUCUAUUCGCAAAUUAAUUCUUCGUAUUGAAGUUAUAUACGAACAUAAACGAACUAUUGAAAUAUAUUUUGGUAGUGGAUUUUUAUUAAAUGAUCGACUUGUUCUCACAUGCGCACAUAGUUUUGAUCCAAUUCAAUGGGGUAAAGAAAAAGUACCAUAUAAGAAAAUACAUGUUUGUUAUUCUGAUCCAGCUUAUGAAACAUUUUUUUCGUCGGUGAAUCCAAGCAAUUUAUUAAUUGCAGCUACUGUAAUUCGUCGUGGACUAGAAAAAGAUAAUUUAUCUAACUAUGAUGAACUAAAAUCCGACUCUACUGAUCUUGCUAUACUGGCAUUAGAUAAAGCAGUUACACAUUUACAAUUUAAUGAAUAUUUCGAGCCCAAAUUAAAUUGUUCGUCGUCAAAAUCAGGUGCCAUUACAAUUAAUUCGAAAUUAUUUUUGGUAUCUUACAAUGGGGAAUUAACUGAUGAUGAUGCAUUAAAACCCUAUAGGUAUUUAAAAGGUCCUGAAAAUUUAACAAUUGAGAAAUUAAACUAUAGUCAUCACGUAAAUUAUAAAUCGAUUUCCAUUGGAAAUCUUAUACAAGAAUCAUCUUCAGAUAAUCAAUAUGGAAUGCAUAAUUGUACAAUCCUGCCUGGAUCCAGUGGUGCUUUAAUAAUUGGUUCAGCAGAACAGUUCGUUGAAACAUUCAAUAAAUUUAUUCCUGUUAAUUCAAAACUAUUUGUUGAAUUUAUUCGUGAAGCAAUUGUACCUAAUAUUGUUGAUGAUGAAUUAGUACGAAAAUGGCAAGCUGUUUUCGAAUAA
This is a messenger RNA of Rotaria sordida, 1188 nucleotides long. The record is from the annotation of a GenBank genome assembly. Lineage: Eukaryota; Metazoa; Rotifera; Eurotatoria; Philodinida; Philodinidae.